UUACCAUGGCGUUUGGGAAGAGUCACCGGGAUCCCUACGCGACCUCCGUGGGCCACCUGAUAGAAAAGGCUACAUUUGCCGGAGUUCAGACUGAAGACUGGGGCCAGUUUAUGCACAUCUGUGACAUAAUUAACACUGCCAGGGAUGGGCCAAAAGAUGCAGUAAAAGCUUUGAAGAAAAGGAUAUCCAAAAACUACAAUCAUAAGGAAAUUCAACUUACCUUGUCACUUAUUGACAUGUGCAUGCAGAACUGUGGUCCAAGUUUCCAGUCUCUGGUUGUGAAGAAGGAAUUUGUUAAAGACAGUCUAGUUAAGUUGCUGAAUCCCAGAUACACCUUGCCAUUACACAUUCAGAAUAGAAUCUUGAAUUUCAUUAAGACGUGGUCACAGGGUUUCCCAGGAGGUGUGGAUAUAAGUGAAGUGAAAGAAGUGUAUCUGGACCUGCUUAAGAAAGGUGUUCAGUUUCCUUCCUCAGAUGCAGAUGCAGAGGCUGAGACAGUAAGACAGGAGACUGCUCAGAUCUCAUGCAGCCCACCAGCAUCAGUCCCUACUGCACCGGCUCUUCCUCCUGUAAUUGUUCCCAAGAACUCAACUAUUUUAUUGGUCCCAGAACAGAUUGGAAAAUUGCACAGUGAGUUGGAUAUGGUGAAAAUGAAUGUGAAAGUGAUGUUCACCAUAUUGAUGGAGAAUGCUCCUGGGUCCGAAAACCAUGAAGACAUAGAGCUUCUGCAGAAACUUUAUAAGACAGGUCGGGAUAUGCAGGAGAGGAUCAUGGACCUGCUCGUGGUGGUGGAGAAUGAAGAUGUAACUGUUGAGCUACUUCAAGUGAAUGAGGAGUUGAAUAAUGCCAUCCUUGGAUAUGAGAGGUUUACUCGAAACCAUCAAAGGUAUUUGGAGGAACAUAAGAACCAGAAGGAAGCCACCAAUACUACCAGUGAGCCUUCUGCCCCAUCUCGUGAUCUCCUCUACCUAAACCCCAGCCCCCCGAUGCCUAGGGCAACUCUGGGAGAACAGAGCCCUAUGAAUGAUCAGCUUUCAGACUUAAAUUUCAAGUCUCCAAAUCCAGAUGUAACAAACAACUCAAAACCCAGUCUUUAUCCACAGAUGGAUUUGCUAAACUUGGAAAAUACAGAGAUACCCGUGUUUGCCCAAAGGACCAGCCAAAACCUCGCCUCAGGUCAUACAUAUGAUAAUUUUCCGGAACAUUUUAAUCCUGUAUUACUACAGCCAGUUAGUCUACAGACUGUUGCAGCAACACCAGCAAACCAGAGGCUUCCAUCUUUGCCCAGUAAUCAUCCAGCGAUGACGAAGAAUGAUCUCCAGUCACCCAAUUACUACGAGGUAAUGGAGUUUGAUCCCUUAGCUCCUGCUGUCACUGCAGAAGCUAUUUAUGAAGAAAUUGAUGUUCAUCACCACAAAGAAACUAAAAGUCAUAGUGACUGUUGAGGUGAAAAUGGCUGAUCAGCUCGCUAGCUACAUUGGAGGUGCCAGCUCUCUAAAGGGUAGACCCUGUCCAGCUUUGAGGCCUGGAAGACAAGACCUACCAACAUGUCAAAGCCAUAGUAGAACAUUUCUCCUCUGCUAUAAUUAAGUUUAAAGAGAAGAGUAACAGUUCCAGGGUAACAUUUAUGGUUCCUUAUAACAGCUUGAGAUUAUUUCAGUAGAACCUGGUUGUAACAAAUAUUCACUUCAGAAGAAAAAUUAUGUAGUUCUUAGGAGAACAAGUUUAAUUAGUGUCUUAUGUGUCCCAGGCCCUCUUACAUUUAGAAAAGAAAUCAUCACAGAGCUGUGAUAAGAGUAGGUUAAGAUUAUUUUACUGCAAAAUUCUGAAUAGAUGUAAACAUGAAAUGUGAGAAACUAAGUGUAUUAUUCAGGAAGAAUACUGAGUGCCUUCCUUUAAAGUUGAAUGUAAAAGUCAAUUUGCACUUCUUUAUAAAUACUGCUCUGGUUUAGAAUUAUGAAUUAUAAAAGCAUUGAUGAUUGAGUUUAAUUAUAUUUCAGAUGUCCUGAACAGGU
Cynocephalus volans (Philippine flying lemur) is the source of this 2015-nucleotide messenger RNA. RefSeq names its product target of myb1 like 1 membrane trafficking protein (gene TOM1L1). Gene Ontology annotation, biological process: signal transduction. Bases 6 to 1445 code for a protein of 479 amino acids. The record is from RefSeq and is a predicted model, not a curated record. Gene Ontology annotation, molecular function: phosphatidylinositol binding; ubiquitin binding; clathrin binding. Gene Ontology annotation, cellular component: membrane; endosome. Lineage: Eukaryota; Metazoa; Chordata; Mammalia; Dermoptera; Cynocephalidae. The transcript is spliced from 16 exons.